This is a messenger RNA of Danio rerio (zebrafish), 1160 nucleotides long. Lineage: Eukaryota; Metazoa; Chordata; Actinopteri; Cypriniformes; Danionidae. The record is from RefSeq and is a predicted model, not a curated record.
CAGUCGGGAGAAUCCCAUGAAUAUUAAUGUCAACGCCACUCGGUGGAACCAAUAACAUUUCAGGAUAUACCUGUAGGAGCGCACAGGUGUGUUUUAGUGAACUGAAGAGUCAAAAAGCUCAAAUUCUGUUCCUGCUGCACAAGAGCGUCUGUACUUCAGCAUGUGAUGGUCAGCGGCUGAUUGUUUCCUCAAAACUCUGCUAAUGUCUGCAUUGGUGUUUUAGCUGCAGUAUGGCAGAGGAGCGAGUAAAGGACUCUCUCUCAGAGAAACACAGUGUGAGAUCAGGAUCAUGUAUGAAGAGUGACUGGUCUAAAGAGGAUCCACCAGAGUUCAGUGGGGAAACACCAUCACCUGCCCAAAUUGUAGAUUCAGGAUCAUAUGUGUCUAGCUCUGUGUCUCUGAAGAGUAACUGGUCAAAAAAUCAUCCACCAACCCUCACGGGGAAAGAACCAUCAUCUGCCAAAAGUGUUGAAUAUGAGUUACCAGAACCAAGACACAGGACUCACAGGAGGCACAAGAGUUUCACAGACAAUCUUGUGUGGAUCUUCCAGAAUCUUGAGAAUAAAAUUGACAGAUUUCUGAAGAAUGAACUUAAGAAGUUUAAGAAGAUCUUACAAGAAGAAAACAGACAAGACUUUGUAAAGAACUUUAAUGACAACAGAUGCAGAAUCACUGAAGCAGCUCUUGAUCUCACACUCUUCUUCCUGAGAGAUAUGAAGCAAGAUGAAGUUGCUGAUACUCUCCAGGGCGAGCUGUUCUUCAUUAACCAGUUAAAAUGUAGCAUGAAGAAGAAAUAUCAAAGUGUGUUUGAAGGAAUUGCUCAGCAAGGAGACUCCACACUUCUGAAUAAGAUCUACACAGAUCUCUACAUCACUCAGGGUGCGAGUGAACAGGUCAACACUGAACAUGAGAUCAGACAGAUUGAAGCUGCUUCCAGACGUCAUCAGUCACUAGAGAAGAAGAUUGAAUGCAAACAUUUGUUUGAAGCAGCUGAACAAGACGAGCAGAUCAGAACUGUCCUGACAAAAGGAGUUGCUGGCAUCGGGAAAUCAGUCUCUGUGCAAAAGUUUGUUCUGGAUUGGGCUGAAGGGAAAGAAAAUCAAGACAUCAGCUUCAUAUUUCCUCUUCCAUUCAGAGAGAUGAACUUAAAGGAGAAAGAA